This is a messenger RNA of Peromyscus eremicus (cactus mouse), 270 nucleotides long. RefSeq names its product galanin-like peptide. The record is from RefSeq and is a predicted model, not a curated record. Lineage: Eukaryota; Metazoa; Chordata; Mammalia; Rodentia; Cricetidae. The coding region runs from base 178 to 270 and encodes 30 amino acids. The transcript has 3 exons.
GUCUCCUCCCUGCCUCCGUCCUUACUACCCCGCCCACCCUCCUCUCUCCCUAACCUCUUCUCUUUCAACUCCUCAUUCUCCUCAGAAGCAUAAAAGCCAGGAACCCCGAGAGCUGCUGCGCGCUGUGGAUUCCACACAGGACCCCUCAGCUGUGGGCUGUGUUCUCCCAGCUUCAGGAUGGCCUGCCCCACGCGUCUGGUCCUCCUCCUCGCCUUCUUGCUGAGUCUGGCGGAGACACCGGAGGCCGCACCUGUUCACAGGCCUCAUUAG